AUGGAACAUCUUCCUCUACCACGCGACCCUAUCAAUGAGCACCCGGUCAUUAAGCUCGCGACGGCUCAGUUCCACAACCCCGGGCCAUUCCUCGACUACCCAGACCGGCAUGGCGCUCUUCUCAGCGGUCAAUAUCCACACGUACCCACCCAAGCCGAUGCGCUCCAGGGCCGUUUCUCAGCCGGAGUCUCAAGCUACAACGUCCUCGAUUACUACCAAGGAUGGCUGUUCUUUGCGCUCAUCAAAGACUUACUCGGUGAUGACGGCGACUAUGAUGCACGGAAGAAAAUCAUGUCUUUCACUUUCGACGAUGACGGACAGCUGAGCAGCGCUGCGCUUUCGACCAAGUCGUUGCACAAGGACUUGACGGCAUGGAGGGAAACCGGACGUCUAUCGAGCAUUCGGCGUGGCGACGAAUAUCACAAACAUCUCGACGAAUGCCUCGAGACCGCGUUCGAGGCUCUUGACAACAUCGAUUCCAGAUUCCCCGGCUUUCUUCGGGUCUUCAGAGAUGAAAUGAUCUGUCUGGCGAGUGUGGCUGAGACACUGGACGUGGCGGUCCAGACAGCUCUAGAGCAUGGGCCAGUGGCGGAGAUGAAUCAUGACGAACAGUACUUCCCAGCCCGACCCAAAUAUGGGUGGUUCGCAACCAUUGCACCCCUCCUGGAUCCGUUGAGCCCCGAGACUAAGAGGGCCAUGGUCAACGCGGGCUGGUGUCCCGGCAACAUUGGCAAGAUUCGGGACACCUUCACGAGCAUUGAGGCGUUCUACUAUCUGCAAAAUUUCAAAGCCGACUCCACGGUGGCUAAUUUACACAAGGACUGCCGAGAGUAUGGGUGCAAUGUUAGAAUCCCCGCGGUGCCCAAACACGAGAGUCCUGGGUGCGAAUGCCCAGGCAUGAUGACAUUUGACGAGGAGCACCUCAUCGAGAUCUAUCAAAAAGGGGACAUUCCCUGCUUCGCCAUCGGCAGGCUCGAGGACGGCGGUCUCGGGGUGGCAUUGACCUCAAUCAGCAUCGACGAGGAGUCUCAAAAGGACCCCGAAAACCACUAUGUCGCACUCUCCCACGUGUGGUCUGAAGGGAUGGGGAAUGUGCAAGCAAAUGCACUGCCGUUCUGUCAACUCGCAUAUAUGAUGCACUGGUCGAUGAUGGCCUAUCAGGUGGUCGAAGAUAAGCUACGGGAGGAGGAGACGACGGGAACGGGGAUCAACGUGCAGACGAAACCGAAAGUCCGGCAGAUAAACCUGUGGAUCGACACAAUGUGCUGCCCCGCGACUCCGGGGUACGGUAAGAAUUUGUGCCUGUCAAGGAUGCGAGAGAUUUAUGCAAACGCCUAUGCCGUGCUCGUCAAGAGCGCGGUCCUUCAGGCAACGAGUGUUAGGGACAUCUUCGAAGACACCUCCAGGGGUCUUAUCGAUGUUGCCACGCACAUUUAUACGUCGCCGUGGAUGCGUCGCAUGUGGACGCUUCAGGAAGGCGUUCUCGCCGGCGCGUCGCGAGCCAGAGGCUCUGGCGACAGGCUCUGCUUCGCGUUCCGCGACAGCCUCCUCUCCCUUGAAUCAGUCGUCAACCUGCUGAAGCAGGCCCCAAAGCACGAAGCGACCCUGGCCUUCCGCUUCAUCGCAGAGUUCCGCGACCUCAGCGUCAGCAUGUGGCAACUCCCCGACGAGACCGACACCCCUGGGCGCAAAGUGCACCCGUUGAACUUCUUCCUGCAAAUGCUGGUCAACGCGCUCAAGCACCGCAGCUUGACGGUUGCGUCCGAUGAGGUGAUAUGCCUAGCUACGCUGCUGGAUCUGCGCAUCAAGACGGCGCGCGGGGAGGUUGAGCCUCUUAUCGGCGACGGGGAGACGCCCGAGGACGGGAUGUGUCAAUUGUGGCGCAGGGUCGAGACGCUGCAGGGCGCCGCUGGGCUGCCGGGCGACAUCAUCUUCUCGUGCGUCCCGCGUGUUCAGGUGCCCGGUUUCCGCUGGGCGCCCCGGACGUUGGUGCAGUAUGCCAAAUACGGGAACAUGUUUGUCUCGCCUUCGAGCCCCUACCCGGCCAGGAUCGAAGAUGAGGGCCUGAGAGUGAGGUUUCCCGGCGCGAAGCUCAACUGCUUUGUUGGCCUAGAUAUGGUGGGAAGGCUGCUCCCCACUGAACCGGGAUCGACUGAUGAGAACGGUGAUGGGCACGGUAGAGAUGUAGAAGCAGGAGGCGAAACGGUCGUCCCACGCGUUCUGAUGAUCAAGGUCCCGACGGACGGUGAUCAGUGGUAUGCAGUUCAUGUCUACGAGCAGCCAAAAGACGGAAAAGAGGAUGGGAGUUAUCCACGAUCAUCGGAGGAAGAUGAGGAAUCAAGGCCAAAGGCAAUCGCAGAUCGGCACGAUGAUCUGGUGCAGCUGAUCAGGAACGGCUCCGUCGCCCUGGUUUUCCGGCCCGGUGAGGUGAUCACUGGGCCCGGCCUACUGGUGUCCAUGCCGACUUCGCCGUCUUCGGCAGAGCUAGGGGCCGGGUUAGCGAUGCUAAGUCUGAACCCAGAGCCGCUUCGGGUGCACAGCGAGUUUCCCGUGCAGAUCAGACCCCUUGCCGGACCGUCCUGCGUCAUUGCCGACGCGACGGUACGGUGCGUCGAGGGGCUGCAGGAAGCAGUUGUGGCUGAGGCGGGACAGCGCGGGGAGGAUGUUGCCGUUAGCGAUGUUUGGGAUGAUCAGGAGAUUGUGACCCGACUGCUUCGCGAAACGGCCGAAGGCUUGAUGGGAUCAUCAGAGGAUUUAAAGAAGGCGCUCUAUUUUGAGGUGCUGGCUAGGAGAGCCUCUUCGACAGACGAGACUGCGCUUAACAUCUUCUUGAAAUAUGCCCGUCAUAUGGCAUAUUUUGGUGGAGGCAUGAAGGGAGAGGCAUAUUCUGAGGAUCAAGAAUGGUGGGUGGACUGA
Colletotrichum chrysophilum is the source of this 2916-nucleotide messenger RNA. RefSeq lists its product as uncharacterized. The coding region runs from base 1 to 2916 and encodes 971 amino acids. The transcript is spliced from 2 exons. Lineage: Eukaryota; Fungi; Ascomycota; Sordariomycetes; Glomerellales; Glomerellaceae. The record is from RefSeq and is a predicted model, not a curated record.